This is a messenger RNA of Daldinia caldariorum, 2661 nucleotides long. RefSeq names its product ribosome biogenesis protein erb1. Gene Ontology annotation, cellular component: preribosome, large subunit precursor; PeBoW complex. The transcript has 2 exons. Gene Ontology annotation, molecular function: ribonucleoprotein complex binding; protein binding. Bases 78 to 2381 code for a protein of 767 amino acids. The record is from RefSeq and is a predicted model, not a curated record. Gene Ontology annotation, biological process: ribosome biogenesis; maturation of LSU-rRNA from tricistronic rRNA transcript (SSU-rRNA, 5.8S rRNA, LSU-rRNA). Lineage: Eukaryota; Fungi; Ascomycota; Sordariomycetes; Xylariales; Hypoxylaceae.
UCACAUUCAAAUUUCAAGCUUUGUUGCGAUACAAGAAAAUUUCCACCUUGAAGCGCAAAACUUCAGAAUUGGCGCAAAUGGUUCCAACAAAAUCAAAUUUGAAGCGCAAAGCUUCCGUGGUCGAGGCGGACCACGCAGACCAACCCCAAUCCGAUGAUGAGUUUGGAGAUGGUCUUCUAGAAGGUGUAUUGGAGGGUGAAUCCGAUGAUGAGGACUCCGAAGAUGAGGAAUCUGAAGCGGAAGAUGAUGAUAAUGACAUUGAGGGAGAUACUCUUGAUGCCGACGAUGAUGAAUUGCAUAGCGAUGAUAUACCCACAGACGACGAGGAACCAGAGAAAAAUCAGUUGUCAAAUGGAGCCGAGGCCGACGAAGAAGACGUUGGUCCUCACUACAAAAUCGAAACAGACGCCAACGGGGGAACGAGAUAUGUCUACGAUGAAAUCGACCCCGUUUACGAUUCAGACGAUACAGACGCCCAAGAGCCCGUAAAUACAAUCGGAAAUAUACCCCUUUCUUUCUACGAUUCGUACCCUCACAUAGGAUAUGAUAUCAACGGGAAGAAGAUCAUGCGUCCCGCCACUGGCGAGGCUUUGGACGCAUUAUUAGACAGCAUCGAGGUCCCCAAGGGCUGGACUGGCCUCACGGAUCCUGCAACCGGCAAGCCCUUGAACCUGAGCCAGGACGAGUUAGAAUUGUUGCGACGAGUCCAGAUGAACGAGGUUCCCGAGGAAGGAUAUGACCCAUAUCCAGAUACUGUCGAAUGGUUUACAAGUUUCGAGGAGACGAUGCCCUUGAGCGCUGCCCCGGAGCCAAAACGACGCUUUUUGCCUUCAAAGCACGAAGCGAAACGAAUAAUGAAACUAGUUAAGGCAAUCAAAGAGGGCCGAAUACUACCGUAUAAGCCACCAGAGGAAAGGCAGAGGGAAGAGGAAGAAGAGGAAGAAAUCCAUUACGACAUAUGGGCUGACGAAACGCCUCGUCCACCUAACGUCAUGCAUAUUCCCGCCCCCAAACUUGCUCCUCCUGGCUAUGAUCUCAGUUACAAUCCACCUCCAGAGUAUCUCCCCACCGAAGAUGAAAAGAAGGCCUGGGAAGAGACUGAACCGGAGGAACGAGAAAAGGAGUACUUACCCCAAAAAUACGACUCCUUGCGGAAAACUCCUGCGUAUGAUCGAUUUGUUAAAGAACGCUUUGAAAGGUGUCUUGACCUCUACCUUGCACCUCGGAUACGGAAAAACAAGCUGAAUAUCGACCCUGCAUCGUUGCUCCCUAAACUUCCGCGACCUGAGGAAUUAAGACCUUUCCCUACCAUCGCGUCAAUUGAAUAUGCUGGUCACGAGGGUAGGGUACGAUCCGUUGCCAUUGACCCAACUGGUCAGUGGUUAGCUAGCGGUGGUGAUGAUGGCACGGUGAGAGUGUGGGGUCUCGCAGACGGCAAACAGCAGUGGAAAGUCAAACUUAGCAGCGAGGAUCCGGUAGACGUAGUGCGAUGGCGACCAGGUCAAGAAGCUUCAAUUAUAUCAGCUGCUGUGGCCGAGGAUAUCUUCUUCAUGAUCCCUUCAAUUGGAAGCCCGGAGCUGGAACAGACUAGUCGAGAUAUACUGGAUGCAGGAUUUGGCUACGCUACCAACGGCAAGCAACUAACAACAGCCAAUGGGGCGCGAAAAGAUCCUCCGGCAAAAUGGUCUCGGCCAGGAGCACGCCUAGAGGACGAGGGUGUACUACUAAAAGCUACAGUUCGCUCGCCUAUCAAGUCAAUCAAUUGGCACCGACGAGGAGACUUCUUCUGCACGGUAUCCCCUAGCGGACAAAGAAGCUCUGUAGCCAUUCACACCUUAUCCAAGCAUCUUACACAAAUCCCCUUCAGGAAGCUUGCUGGAUUGGCACAAACGGCAUCAUUCCAUCCUUUGCGGCCCCUGUUCUUUGUUGCAACUCAGCGGUCGAUACGAUGCUAUGACCUCCAAAAGCAAGAAUUGGUUAAAACUAUUCAGCCCGGUGCCCGCUGGAUCUCGUCGUUUGAUGUGCAUCCUGGCGGUGACAACUUAGUCGUUGGAUCAUACGAUCGUCGACUACUCUGGCAUGAUCUUGAGAUGUCAAACCGGCCAUAUAAGACAAUGCGAUUCCAUCCGCAGGCAAUCAGAGCUGUGAAGUUCCACCGCAGCCAUCCCUUAUUCGCAGAUUGUAGCGAUGAUGGCACUCUACAAAUAUUCCACAGCAAGGUUGUGAGCGAUCUAAUGGAGGGACCAACUAUUGUGCCGGUAAAGAUGCUGAAAGGACAUAAGGUCGUUAAUAGGCUCGGUGUGACAGAUAUUGAUUGGCAUCCCCAACACCCCUGGUGUGUAAGUGCGGGCGCCGAUGGAACAUGUAGAUUAUGGACAUAAGCUCGGCUUUUAUGGAAGGGAAACGGGUGGGUGCCUAAUAGCAAAGCACGGUUCACCGAUCUUCCAAUAUAUAGUCUUGUAGCGAUGGCGUUUUGAGAAAUAUACCUUACAUACCUAUACUACAUAUUUGAGAACUCUCGUCUUAUUCCAGGGGUUAGCCUUAUGCGCCACCAUCGCCUGGUUAUAAUCAAACGACUUAUAGCCUAUCAGGGGAGUACUCCACUAGUUUCACUGCUUUACCAUGCCGCCCAAUCAGUAGCUAAUACAUAUACCAUCUAAG